AGACCAUCAACGAGUCAUUCCGCAACUUUUGGGAACGAUGGAGCAAUUUGACGGAGACGCGCCGCGCAACCACGUGGAGGCAGAGGCUCGCGAAAAGAAGAACCACCGCAAAGACAAGCCGUGGGAUAGCGAAGACAUUGACCACUGGAAGAUCGAUCCCUGGCAAGAUGAGUUAGAGGACGAGAAGAAUGCCGGCAAGAAGAUCAAAAUGCCCGGUCUGCUGGAAGAGAGCUCGUUCGCCACGCUCUUCCCCAAGUACCGCGAAAAGUACCUGCGUGAGGUGUGGCCUAUUGUCACCAAGGCUCUAGAUGCGCACAAAGUCUCAUGCGAACUCAACCUAGUGGAGGGCAGUAUGACGGUGCGCACCACGCGCAAGACCACGGACCCAUACAUUGUGCUCAAAGCACGCGACCUCAUUAAGCUGCUCGCGCGUAGUAUCCCUGUAAACCAGGCGGUUAAGAUCUUAGAAGACGACGUGCAGUGCGACAUCAUCAAGAUUGGCGGCCUUGUGCGCAACAAGGAGCGCUUCGUCAAGCGCCGUCAGCGUCUUGUGGGCCCCGAUGGAGCCACGCUCAAGGCCAUUGAGCUGCUCACCAACUGCUACGUGCUUGUACAGGGCAACACUGUGUCGGCUAUGGGCAGUUACCAUGGUCUACGCAACGUGCGUAAGAUCGUAGAGGACUGCUUUGCCAACGUGCACCCGAUCUACAAUGUCAAGCGUCUUAUGAUCAAGCGUGAGUUGGCCAAGGACCCUAAGCUUAAAGACGAGAACUGGGAGCGCUUUUUGCCUACGUUUAAGAAGCAGAACGUGCAGACCAAGAAGCCCAAGAAGGUUCGUGAGAAGAAGGAGUACACUCCGUUCCCGCCAGCACCGACGGCUAGCAAGGUGGACAAGGAGAUCGAGAGCGGUGAGUACUUCAUGAAGGAGCAUGAACGCAAGGCUAUGAAGAAGGCAAAGAAGCACGAGGAGAAGCUACAGGUUCUGCAGAAGCGCAAGGCCGACAAGAUGGCCGAGUAUGUUGCGCCCAGCGAGAAGGAAACCAGCAAGAAGCGCAAGAAACAAAAGGCCGAAGCGCAGGAGGAGAACAAGCGAGCUACUUCUGUUGAGGCUCUUAAGCAGAAAUUCCUCAGCCAGAAGAGCGCGAAGACAUCAGACUCGAAGGCUGCUGCCUCAGUGAAUGACUACUUGGCUGUUCCAUCCAAGAAGAAAUCAAAGAAGGCCGACGCGUAACUAGACUCAAAUCCACCCACGGCGUUUUUUUUCUUCAAUUAUCUUGUCUUUUCCACAG
Phytophthora nicotianae INRA-310 is the source of this 1289-nucleotide messenger RNA. RefSeq lists its product as hypothetical. Bases 38 to 1231 code for a protein of 397 amino acids. Gene Ontology annotation, molecular function: RNA binding. NCBI's taxonomy places the organism in Eukaryota, Oomycota, Peronosporomycetes, Peronosporales, Peronosporaceae. The transcript is spliced from 2 exons. Gene Ontology annotation, cellular component: nucleolus; small-subunit processome. The record is from RefSeq and is a predicted model, not a curated record.